Messenger RNA from Gadus chalcogrammus (walleye pollock), 797 nucleotides. RefSeq names its product SEC11 homolog A, signal peptidase complex subunit (gene sec11a). Bases 105 to 644 code for a protein of 179 amino acids. Gene Ontology annotation, cellular component: signal peptidase complex; membrane. Gene Ontology annotation, molecular function: serine-type endopeptidase activity. The record is from RefSeq and is a predicted model, not a curated record. The transcript is spliced from 6 exons. Lineage: Eukaryota; Metazoa; Chordata; Actinopteri; Gadiformes; Gadidae.
UUCCGCCUGAGCGGACCCGGAAGAUUCGGAUGCAAGUUUCCUCAUAUGUGCAUCCAUAUGUAUUCUACAUUUUACGCUGAUCUAUAAUAGUAAACACAUUAAAAAUGUUAUCGUUAGAUUUCCUUGACGAUGUGCGGCGCAUGAAUAAGCGGCAGCUGUAUUACCAGGUUUUGAACUUUGGUAUGAUCGUGUCGUCCGCUUUGAUGAUCUGGAAAGGACUGAUGGUCGUCACCGGAAGUGAGAGUCCCAUCGUAGUCGUUCUCAGUGGCAGCAUGGAGCCUGCGUUCCACAGAGGAGACCUGCUGUUCCUCACCAACCGGGUGGAGGACCCCAUCCGGGUCGGGGAGAUCGUCGUCUUCAGGAUAGAGGGCCGCGAGAUCCCCAUAGUACACAGAGUACUGAAGAUUCAUGAAAAGGACAACGGCGACAUCAAAUUCCUGACCAAGGGGGACAACAACGCGGUGGAUGACCGAGGUCUGUACAAGCAGGGCCAGCACUGGCUGGAGAAGAAGGACGUAGUGGGCAGAGCCAGAGGGUUUGUGCCGUAUAUUGGAAUCGUUACCAUUUUAAUGAACGACUACCCCAAAUUUAAGUAUGCUGUUCUCUUCAUGCUGGGGCUCUUUGUAUUGGUCCACCGGGAAUGAACAGGGUUACAAGGAAGCCAUGUCCUGAGGAUGGGAGGCUGCGAGUAAGAAAGGUCUCUGUCGAACAUGAUGCGGAUCCAGCUUUGUCCAAGAAAAAUGUCAACCAUUGCCUGUCAAAAACAACUUCUGUUUAGUUUCAUUUUUUUUUUUUUU